Messenger RNA from Oppia nitens, 6180 nucleotides. RefSeq names its product probable serine/threonine-protein kinase DDB_G0282963. The record is from RefSeq and is a predicted model, not a curated record. The coding region runs from base 638 to 5977 and encodes 1779 amino acids. The transcript has 8 exons. Lineage: Eukaryota; Metazoa; Arthropoda; Arachnida; Sarcoptiformes; Oppiidae.
UACCAUUAAUUCAAUGAUAUGUUCAAUAGAGAAGAUGGAGAGAGAGAGAGACAUAUCGUUAAUAUUUAGAGAGAGAGAGAGUGAGUGAGUGAUUGAAUGCUGAGGUGUGUGUAUGUGUUGUCUAGUGUUGUGUAUGUGUUGUGUAUUACUGUAUGUAUUAAUAGGAAAUGUUAUGCCCAUAGAGUGCCCUACAGUGUAGUGACGGCCCAUUAAAAUGGUUGAACAUUAAUAUUAUUAAUAUUAGAGACAUAUUAUUAUACAAACAGUGAUAUUAUGAUUGUAUGCGUUAAGCACUAACUAAUUGUUACAUAAGUGUCGACCAUUGAGUUGAUUGAAUGCCAGCAAUGAUGUGAUGAUUGAUUGUUUGAAUCAAUUGUUUGCAAACUUUUUUGCCACCAAUUGUUAGUCUAAAACAUUAGUGAAUCCAAUCAGUUGUCAAAUCAUCGAUCAAAUGACGAAAAUUACUGAAAAAUGUUGGCAUUUGUCGUAGAAAUGCAUUUGAAAUGUAAACAAAUGUCGAAAUUAAUGUUGAAAUAGUGAUUAAUAGACAAUACGUAUGAAUGCGUGAAUCGGUGGUCAGUGACCACAAUUGUGAAGUUAUAUUGUGUCCACUUUUAACUCGGCUAUAGUGUUGGCAAUGGACUCAUGGUGGCCGACGGCUCAACAAUAUUCCCGAUUAAGGGCAUCGAGCACUCAGAUGAAUCAAUUAAAUUUACCGCCGGGUCUUAAUGUCGGCCAAAGUGUUCAUCAGCUCAAUGUAAACGAUCACUUAGGUCUGGGGGUUACGGCCAAUGCCACCAAUCAGGCCAUGUCUGGUCAUUACGGCUCUACUGCAGCUCAUCCUCACCCGUGGGGUAUCUUUUCGUCUCAUGGCUUAAACGCGGCCUCACAUCAAGCGGCCACUCAUGAAAGCUCUUCUUUCAACGCCAACUCGUUUUUCCAUCCGAGCUAUGACUCGAGUUUUUUGUCGGCUUCUUUCCAGUCAAAAGCUGCUUAUUUACCGACGCCUGGCGUUGGGACGGGAUUUUUCAAUUCAAUCAAAAAGGCUGACAACGAUAUGAAUAACUUAAGAAAUGCUGCUUAUUGUUCAACAAUGUCAUCAAUGCCUGGUAUGUCGGCCGCUACUAACAUGACAAGUGAUCCCAAUUCAAGUCUGACGGCUACGGGAUCCCUUUUUCCUUCACAUUUGCAAUCAAGCAAUUGGCGCCACAAUUUGAUUGCAAGCAACACUCCGAGUGGACCUUUUGGUGUAUUACCGCAUCAAACUGUUAAUGCCAUGAAUGCCAUGAAUAGCACUUCCAAUACAAUUGGGAGUUCACACUCACAUUCACAUCCAUCCCAUACAUCACAUGCCUCUCAUACAUCACAUACAUCUCAUUCAUCACAUUUAGGCUCUCACAACACUUCACAUCAUUCAAGUUCAUCACAUAAUAAGUCAUCAAAUGAGAACCAAAAAGUACAUCAUUAUCACCAUCACAUCAACAAUAAGACACCGACAACGACGAUGUCUGGAAUUUCAAGUGUCGACAAUUCAUUUCGCAAUAUUAUGCCGUCUCUGCCUCCGACCCAAUCAAGUCAUGCAAUACAGACCAGGGGUCAGAAUUCAUUUGACACAAACAUAAACGCAAAGAUUACUGGUCAUCACCAUCAAAACCAAACAGAUCCCUAUGCCUCGGGUAUGUUUGCAAUGGCUGCGGCCGCUCAUGCAAUUGGUUCGGAUUAUGUCUCAAUGCAGACACAAAGAUAUGCAUCAGGAAUAGCAUCUGGAAAUCAACAGGCGAUGAAUGCCUUUGCCUCUAAUACCACAUCCAGAGGCAGUUAUCCUUCAAUUGGCUUUCAUACAGAUCCGAGUGCUCGAAGUCGUGAACUGCUUAGCAGUUCAUCACUUCUUCAAAAUUCAAAGCAGAGUUCAGCAAAUUCUUGUAACUCAAGAAAUGUCAACGCAAUGAAUGCUAUGAAUGCAACAAAUUAUUUGCCGAACUGUGCAAUGAUGCCAAUAAUGAAUAACAGCGCCAAUUACUCCUCAAGUCCCGCCAACAACAGUAUAUCCAAUAAUUUAUCGGCAAAUCAUCCGGUUUCGCGGUCAUCAUCGGCUGCCAGCAAUCAUGGUCUUACACAAGGAAAUGAUUCUUCAUGUAGUUUCGGUUACAACAGUCCGGCCACUAAUUUACCACAAUCUCCAUAUCCUCAGCCUCAGCGAUCAAAUACAUCUAACUCUAGUCAGGGAACUACCACAGCUACGGGUGCCGCCGUACAGUCCUCAACCCAAGACUAUACAAACUAUAGUAAUUCUCAGGUAUUUCAAUCAAUGGGCAAUCAAACUCCUACUCCAACACCAGGAGGGUAUCCCACACCUCCAUCCAGUGUUGGUCAGCCUCACUUAACAUCAGCCAACACACAACCUACUAAUCAUGAGGAACAGGUAUCUCAUUAUUCACAUAUAACACCACAAACUCCUACACAAACCAAUCAGUUUUCAGCAAAUUAUUCAAAUUUUGGUUCAAAUGCAAAGUUAACAACAAAUGGUAAUAGAAGUACUGAUUCUAUAUUAAGUAAUAGUUCUUCGUGUAUGGUGGCGGCCGCAGCCGUGGCUAAUAUGAAUAAUUCACAGAACAGUUCAUCCAGUGUUUCACAGAGUGCUUCAGGUUAUAUGAUGUCUGAAUCUGAAUCGUGUGGUCUUUCAAAUAUGACUUCAGUUAAUCCGAUUGCUGACAAUAUUAACAAUAAUAAGCUCACAAAUGACACUCAAAUGAAUGCAUCAAACCAUGUGAUCGGACAUCAAUCAAAUGAACCGACACUUAACUCAGUGUUUACUUCACCAGAGAUUGAUUUUCCGAUAAUUAAUUUUACUGAUGAAGCAAAUAAUGCCUUUAAUUCAAAUCUAAAACUUGAUAAUUCGUUUAACAACAAGAAGAGUAAGAAAAAUAAUAAAAAAUCAAAGAAAAAGGAUAAGAAUAAAAAUAACAAUAAUGUUAUCAAUUUAGUCGAUCCUAACAAUUCAUUUCCAACUUAUUCCUAUCCAACUCAAGAACAAUACACGAACUCAUAUUCUAAUCCAAAUCCAUAUUUAAUGUCUCAAAAUAUCGGUCAUCCAAACCAAACAUCACAAGAAUCACAGGUAACUCAUGUUUUGCCAAAUGAUGCUAAUGCUGGUAACACUCAUACAAACACAACAAACUGUUAUGAUAUGCAAUACCAGCAGCACAUACAACAGCAACAGGUGCCACAACAAUCACAAACUCAAAUGUCAACACAUCAGACACAAGCUGAUCACGAUUUGAUACAAAUGCCUCACGAGUCACUUCAUCAAUCUGUUCAACAAACACAAGACCAUCAAAUGAUGGAACCGGUGAUGUCGAUGGCCUCACAACACUUAACUCCAACGACAACCAAUGAAUCUGUAGCUGAAAAGCAAUCAUUUCCUACGAUUGACGAUGAGUUAAGUUUUCUUACGGAACCAACAGACUGUGUUUCGAUGGAAACUCAAACACCAAAUAUGAAUACAAGCGUUCAAAUUGAAAAUCAGUCGUCUCUUGUGAUAUCACAUGAAACCACAAAUAUCGGUACUGAUCAACAAAAUGCAGAAAUAAAUUCAAACGAAGAUUUAAAUGCAAUUCAAAAUAAUAUGAAUUCUAAUAACUCGAAUAGCAAUAUAAUAAAUCCUUAUCUUAAAAGUUAUAUAACUUUUUGCAAUUCUCCAAAACCAACCGUUCCUUCGAGUGGUACUAAAGAAAAGAAAAAGAAAAAACUUAAAGAAUCCAAUGAAAACAAAAUUAAACAAAACAAUAAUACAUUAAAUGGUCAAAAAUCUUGUAAAAAUGGCAAAAAAGUGAAACUUGAAGACAACUAUGAAUAUAACGGAAUGGAAGACAAUUUGGGUUUAGAUUUUGAUCAGAAAAAGAAAAACUUUUCAACAAUCAAUCAAAAUAAUACUAAAUUAAUGAGUGGAGAAAAUUUUAAAAAAUCAACGACAGCUGGAGAUCGGGAAAACUAUGAAAGCAAGUUCUUUAAGAGGAGACCAUCGACUAACAUGACUAUCAAUAAUGUUCACAUCAUUGAAAUGGAGAGAAAAGAUGUCAAAAAUAAUAAAAAACGCAAAAAUAAAUUUGAUUUAAAUAUGUUUAAUAGUGAAUCACGACAUAUGAUUGAUGAAUAUGAGUUUCCCGAUAGUCCUCCUAAUAGUCAUUCAUUGAAAAAGAGUCGAAAGUCUAGUAGUAGUGACAAACAAACUAAAAAGUCGACGACUGCUGACUUCGAAAAGAUAACUUCUCCUUCUUUUAAUUUACCGCUAAAGAAGACUAAGAAAAGUAUCAAUAAUUUGGUUAAACCUGUUUUACCCAAUAGUACCACAGAAUCCAUUGAAAACAGUAUUAAUAGUGUUGUACUUAACACUGGAUUAUCACAAAUCACUGACAAUUUGCAACAAUCAGAACAAAUGUCUACCAUUGAUGUGAUGCCAAAUGUGACGACAAACUUGAAUCAAACAACAAAUUCAGUUAAUAAUAAUAAUAUUAACAAUAAUAAUGAUAUAUCAAACACUAUUAAUAAUAAUCAAUUACCGGUAAAUAGUAGUAGUUGUAAUAAUAAUAAUAAUAAUAGUUGUAGUAGUAAUAGUAAUAGUAGUAAUAAUAAUAAUUGUUAUAAAAAUCCUAUACAAAAUCAUGUGUCGACAAAAAAAUGUUUAAAUGUUGUUAAUACGAGUUCAACUACAAUAGCAACUAUAUCAUCGAUAAUCACACCAAUCAUAGCAACUACUCCGGCACUUACUAUAACAACGACUCCAUUAAAUACAUCGACGGUAGCCAUUGAACACAUUCUAAGCCCUAUUCAGAUAACUCCUACUAUUUUAACAACAAACACAAUGUUGAGUACAUCUCCAGGGAGUUCUUCGACGCCAACUAUUAACACAAAUACUUUAACGACUCCAACAAUAAAUAAUAAUUCAAAUCAACAAUCAGUUGGUAUGCAAAGUGCCGGUACUAAUACACCUCGAAGAAGAUCUCAAGAUAAAAAAGCAUCGACUAUUCGUGAAGGACUUAUGAGAACCGGUGAUUUUGUUGUGUCCAUUGAUGAAUCACAAUAUGAUUUGCCUGUUAUUUGGCGAAUUGAAGGCAAAAGUCUUUUACAGAGGUUUGAACCACAAGAACAGGACGACAUCACUGUAUAUAUAAAUACAUCUUCGUAUUCGGCGUGGAAUCCAACGGUACGACAAAGAUAUGUCGGCGUUGAUGUUCGGGUCAUGGGUUGCAGUCGGACACGAAUUGUUGUCGAAAAGUUAGGCCUAACACAAGCUAAUCCAAAUGCAGUGAACGGCACCGCAACUAUUGAAAGGGUCGGACAAACAAAUAAAUGCAAUUCCUCUCAAUCAGUGAACAAUUCAUUACAUAAUCAGGAAAAUUUUGAAGUAUUUAUUCAAACUCUUAUUAGCCAAGCAUUGGAUCCUAAUUUCAUAUCAGAAAUUGUUAAAGAAAAUGAUGAAUACUUUUUAUCUCACGUCCAAGAGAUUGAUGAAAUCUGUUCCAGAAAGAAGUCGCGUUUCUUUUCGAAAGUCAAAUGGGACGCCAAUAUUGUAAAGUGUGUCGAAACUUAUCCCGAGUUUACAGUAACCGCACAGAACAAUGUCGGCGAUCUUCGAUGUCGGUUAUGUCACGACAAUUGGAGUACACAAAUAAUGCAAUUUAGUGGCGAACCGUACAAUCAGAUGACUCUCGAGCCGCAAACAGGCGUUGAUCUGAAACAAACCAAAUAUGCAGCCUGUGAUCAAUGCACCGAUAAAAUUGUAUUAUACUCUCAUUUACAUCAUCAAAAACAUACAUUUUUCAAUAAAUGUAAAUCUAAAGUCGAUAGUAUAAGAGGUGGCGAUGAAAGUAAAGAAUCGCAUGUGAUAUUAGAAUUAUGUCUUCAGGACAGUGAUUGGAUUAAUACGCUCUUUAAAGAAUUGGAGGAUAUUUGGUUGGAUUGCGACAAAAUAAGAUAGUCUUAAAUUUUUGACUAAAUUUUGCCAUAAACUAUAUAUUUGUGUCAUUGAGUAUAAAAAUUUUUACGACAGUUUGUAAUUUUGAUCUAAUUUAAAGUAACAGUGAAUUUAUUCACUUUACGCACAACUCAAUUGUUUAUAAUAUUCAAAGUUUUAAUAAUUGAGGUAUUAUUAUCACUAUUAAACUAAUAUGUUAUGAGUCA